GGAUGAAGCUGUGUGUCCGUCAGCGUGGAGCUGAUCUCAGUUCAGUCCGUCUGAGCUGAAACUGGAAACUUUCUGAUGCUUUUCUCGGUCCGGAGCUUCUUCUGUCUGCACCCGUGAGAAGCUUCUCUGUGGUGACAGUGUGACCUGGAUCAGACCAGAGACCAGGUUCACAUCCAGACCCGUCCCUCUGUGCUUCAAGCUCCAUGUAAACAUCCAGACCAGGAUCCGUCCCUGACCUGAACCAGGUGCUGUGAGAGUCUGAACAGGACCAGAACCCGUUUCAUGAAGCUGGAGUCUCUGCAGACUUCCUGUCCCGCCUCCACCAUGAGUGACAUCUACGAGUCAGCGGCCAACUCUCUGGGAUUGUUCAGCAGCCCCUGUCUGACCAAAGUGGAGCUGCGACUCACCUGUAAAGGGAUCUCAGACCGAGACGCUCUGUCCAAACCCGACCCCUGCAUCGUCCUCAACAUGCAGUCCCAUGGACAGUGGAUGGAGGUGGACCGGACAGAGGUGAUCCGCAGCUGUGUGAACCCCACCUACUCCAAGGUGUUCACGCUGGACUUUUAUUUUGAAGAGGUGCAGCGUCUGCGCUUCGAGCUGUACGACAUCAACAGCAGCCACAACGGCCUGAAGGAGGCCGACUUCCUGGGAUCAGUGGAGUGCACUCUGGGACAGAUUGUCUCUCAGAGGAAACUGUCCAAAGCUCUGCUCAGACCAGGAGGCACCGUGGGAAAAGUCAUCAUCACGAUCACAGCGGAGGAGCUGACGGGGAACGACGACUACAUCGAACUCUCCUUCAGCGCCAGGAAACUGGACGAUAAGGACUUCUUCAGUAAAUCGGACCCGUUCCUGGAGAUCUACAGGCUGAACGACGACGCCACGCUGCAGCUGGUCUACAGAACUGAGACUGUUAUGAAUAAUCUCAAUCCGGUGUGGAAAACCUUCAAGGUCUCACUCAACUCGCUCUGCAGCGGAGACCAUGAACGCAAGCUGCAGUGCACCGUGUGGGACUGGGACUCCAACGGGAAACACGACUACAUUGGUGAAUUUGAGGCCACGUUCAAAGAGAUGAGAGGAGCCAUCGAUGGAAGACAGGUGCAGUGGCCAUGCAUUAAUCCCAAAUACAAAGUCAAGAAGAAGAACUACAAGAACUCUGGGAUUGUGAUUCUGAACCAGUGCAAGAUCAUCAAGAUGCACUCCUUCCUGGAUUACAUCAUGGGAGGCUGUCAGAUCCAGUUUACAGUAGCCAUCGACUUCACGGCCUCUAACGGAGAUCCUCGUAACAGCUGCUCUCUGCACUACAUCCACCCGUACCAACCCAACGAGUACCUGAAGGCUCUGGUGGCAGUGGGAGAGAUCUGCCAGGACUACGACAGUGACAAAAUGUUCCCGGCCUUUGGCUUCGGCGCUCAGAUCCCCCCUGACUACAAGGUCUCUCACGACUUUGCGGUGAAUUUUAAUGAGGAGAAUCCGGAGUGUGCAGGUAUCCAGGGCGUGGUGGAGGCCUACCAGGCCUGCCUCCCCAAGCUGCAGCUCUACGGUCCCACCAACAUCGCCCCCAUCAUCCAGAAGGUCGCCAACUCCGCCUCACAGGAGGUCCACACCAAAGAGGCCAUGCAAUACUUCAUCCUGCUGAUCCUGACGGACGGCGUCAUCACCGACAUGGCUGACACAAGGGAGGCCAUCGUCCAGGCGUCCCACCUCCCCAUGUCUGUCAUCAUCGUUGGGGUCGGGAACGCCGACUUUAGUGACAUGCAGAUGCUGGAUGGCGAUGACGGGAUCCUGCGAUCGCCCAAAGGAGAGCCCGUCCUCCGGGACAUUGUCCAGUUUGUCCCCUUCCGUAACUUCAAACAUGCGUCUCCAGCUGCUCUGGCUAAGAGCGUGCUUGCAGAAGUGCCCAACCAGGUGGUUGACUACUACAACAGCAAGGGCAUCAAGCCCAAAGUGCCCAGCGAGUACCAGUCUUCCAGGCCAUUUGGCCCCUGAGCGCCGCCACCAUGGCUGCCCCCAGACAGAGCAACCUCUGCUGGACUUAGGAAAAUGUUUACUGUAUUUUGUUCUUUGUUAGUGUGGAUGUUAAAGGUGCUACAUGCAGCAUUUUACCAUGAGGAAAUGGCUCUUUUAGACUCUGAUGUGUUCACACAAGGCUACAAGAAGCCUGUUGGGGGGGUCGUUUCACACCGAAAUUCAUUCAUUUCAGUGGAAUCUACCACUGAUGCAAAGUCUCCAGAGCUGAUGUGUGUUUGUGGUGUUGAUGGGAAAUGGUCACGACAGCGACCACAUGGAACCGAGUCCCAUGAAUAAACUGUGAUAACUUUUUGUCCAGUUAGCAACCAGGCUAGCUAAUUUGCUGUCUAGUGAUUAGCUAACUGAUAGCAAAUAAGCUACCGUCGUGAUGCAUGUUCGUGUUCAGCUCACCAGCCACUGUCAAGUAGCUGCUAUGUCACCAAGCUCCCAGCACUACGCAUUACCAAUGAUCUCACGUUCAUGAGAAAUGAGGAACAGCAGGAUGAAAAGAACUCAGUACCCUGACUUCAUCUCAUCUCCAGCUCCACGUCAGAAAAUGCUAACUGUAGCACCUUUAGCAUCCGUUGUGCAUGCAGGGCCGACAAAGGCUGAGUAGAUUGUAACGUUCAGGUGUGUUCAACGGAUAUGAAAAGCACACAAACACUGACCAAUCCAAACGCUGCUUCCCUGCAGACAGCAUGACAGGCGGGGAAACAGUCGCUGAAGGAAUGUAUGGACCCCCUGUCCCCCCGCCCCCUUCUGGUUUGUUUUUAUAAGAGUUUAUCGAGAUUUUGCUAAAUUUCGUAAGGUUCGUAUGUUGUUAAGCAUUUUGGCUCUCUGUCACAUGAACAAGCGAGCUGCCUUCACAGACGUCUGCAUCCUCUACUGUUUUUUCCUAAAGGCGAGGCAGAUGCAUGAACUGUUGUUUUGCAUGCAAAUCUCCAUGCAGGACUCCUCAGUCCUUGUGGUUUGUGUUUCCUGGUAGUGAGUAAUAUGAGUAAUACUGACGUUUACAAUGUGCCCACUGAUGGGGCUGUUCUACUCUCAAGCAUGUUCACAUGUAAACGAAAAUGUGUGAGUAGAUUUAAAAGCACAACCUAAGUAUCUUUGGAAAGAUUUCUAGAUUAUGGUGAUAGAUUUUGGUCAUUGUGCCACAACACCUGAUCUUUUUGUGUUUGAAUUAUUUCUCUUUCUUUCAGUCUACUUUUCUUGUUUUUGUUUGUUUUUAGACAUUUAGUGGUAGUUUAAAAAAAACGUUCACAAACUACUUUCUAAAAUUCUACAAUUUGCUCAAAUGCCACUUUUGAAUCCUGCUUCACAACCCAACCAUCCAUCGAUUUUCUGUGAGGUAAGGUAGCCCUGAACUCCUUAUCCCUCAACAUCUGGGAAAAUUCCCUGGCAACUUUUAGAAAAAUAAAGGAAACCUUGGGUUUGCUGCAGAUCACCUUCUGGGAAGGCUGUUGGGAAAAAACCUCCACAGGGAGGCUUCCAGGAAGAAUCUUCAACCAGAUCCCUGGACACCCUUCUCUAGCUCCUAUGGUAGAACAGCAGUGGAGUCUCUCUGGGUGUCAAAGCUCCUCGCCCUGUAUAUUUCUUCUGGGCUCUUGUCCCAUUUGGAUGUUCCCAGAAACCCAAAGGAGGUGAUCAGAUGCCUGGACCACCUCCAACAUGAAGGAGCAGCUACUCCAAGCUCCUCCUGGAUGUCCGAGUUUCUGAGCUCAGACGCUGUGAACAGAAAACUCAUUUUAGCCAUUUGUAUCCUUGAUCUCAUUAUUUUGUUCAACAUCCUGAUCCGAGCUGCAGUGGCACCAGGCUAUGCAAUGUAGUCCAGAUGACUUUCGCUCCAACCACGUCCUCUAAGUCCCGAUCCUGGGAUAAAUAGAAAUAUCACAGUGCAAUGACAUCUUUGUAUUGAUAAUUUAGUGAUUGAUUAUUUAUUACAGGCACUUUUUUAUUCUGUUGAGCAGAGAGAGAAAAGA
Toxotes jaculatrix (banded archerfish) is the source of this 3986-nucleotide messenger RNA. It is a transcript of the gene cpne4a, whose product is annotated as copine IVa. The transcript is spliced from 17 exons. The coding region runs from base 283 to 1986 and encodes 567 amino acids. Lineage: Eukaryota; Metazoa; Chordata; Actinopteri; Toxotidae. Gene Ontology annotation, biological process: cellular response to calcium ion. Gene Ontology annotation, molecular function: calcium-dependent phospholipid binding. Gene Ontology annotation, cellular component: plasma membrane. The record is from RefSeq and is a predicted model, not a curated record.